AUGAACCACAACCAGCGAUUCAUUCGCACGCUGUGCUUGCUUGUGCUAUUGACACAAAAUAUCUGUGUCAUUGAGGCCGCGGAAAUCACGAGAGAAGGCCACCGCACAGAUGCGAAUACUACCCGUCAAAUAGUGGAGAAACUGAAAGAUGAGAAGUCAAACUUAUUAAACGUGUUAGCCGUUCCCGUAGCCAACCAUGACACUCAUCAUCACCCAUCUCACGACGAACUUGAUCCUGCUCUGCCCGGCAAAGGUGCAGCUGAAGAAGAGCAUCACAAUUCGCUAUCCAUCUUCCUAGUCCUUGUCCUGCUUGGCAUCUGCAUCCUUGUUGCAGUCAUCUUUAUUGGUGCUUUGGUGGGGCUGUUUCUGAAGCUCAUGUCGUAUCAGAAUGUUGCAGACUGGGCCAAAGAAGCAGCUUUUUCUCCAACAAUAUUUUUCCUUGUUCUACUGCCACCCAUCAUCUUUGAAUCAGGCUACAAUUUACACAAGGGCAACUUUUUCCAAAACAUUGGAUCCAUCACAGUAUUUGCUGUGUUUGGUACUCUUAUCUCAGCUAUGAUAGUGGGCAGUGGAGUUUAUCUUUUAGGAUUGGCAGACAUUGCUUACAAAUUAAGUUUUAUCGAAAGCUUCGCAUUUGGCUCGCUGAUCAGUGCAGUGGACCCUGUUGCAACACUAGCCAUCUUUCAAGCCCUGGACGUCGAUCCGGUGUUGAAUAUGCUCGUGUUCGGAGAGAGUAUUCUAAAUGACGCUGUGGCCAUUGUGCUGACGACGACAAUCCUUGAAGUCGAUUCUCCAGAGUUGCAUAGCAUGAGCGGUGGCCAGCUAGUGUUGCACGGUGUCGGCCGCUUCUGCCUUAUGUUCUUCGCUUCGGCUGCCAUCGGAGUGGCCUUCGCCCUGGCUACCGCUUUGAUAUCCUUUUAA
This is a messenger RNA of Daphnia pulicaria, 921 nucleotides long. Its product is annotated as sodium/hydrogen exchanger 8-like. Gene Ontology annotation, molecular function: sodium:proton antiporter activity. The record is from RefSeq and is a predicted model, not a curated record. Bases 1 to 921 code for a protein of 306 amino acids. Lineage: Eukaryota; Metazoa; Arthropoda; Branchiopoda; Diplostraca; Daphniidae. Gene Ontology annotation, biological process: regulation of pH; proton transmembrane transport; sodium ion transport. The transcript is spliced from 6 exons. Gene Ontology annotation, cellular component: Golgi apparatus; membrane.